This is a messenger RNA of Neoarthrinium moseri, 906 nucleotides long. RefSeq lists its product as uncharacterized. NCBI's taxonomy places the organism in Eukaryota, Fungi, Ascomycota, Sordariomycetes, Amphisphaeriales, Apiosporaceae. The record is from RefSeq and is a predicted model, not a curated record. The coding region runs from base 1 to 906 and encodes 301 amino acids. The transcript has a single exon.
AUGUUUGCCCACCCAGCUGCUCCCUUAACCCUAAUCCUCCUGGCGCAGGCGCUGGUGGGAGUCGCUCAGUCUACUCGGCAAUGCUACGAUCCCGCAGGAUAUCGCUUCGACGAUAUUCCUUGCUCCAAUGACACCAGUCAACACAGCCUGUGUUGCGGCCCCGGUUGGACGUGUCUAGACAACAAGGUCUGCCGUUACACAGGUACCACGCAGCCCGCGCUGGUCUAUAACACGCUGGUCCGAGGCACGUGCACCGACGAGACAUUCCAGUCUGACGCCUGCCCCCAGUUCUGCCUGGCAGGAGACGCGAACAAGAACGGCAACUUCAUUCAGAACUGCAACAACGGGACCGGCUGCUGCAUGAUCGGCGGCGCUGCUUGCAGCUGCUUGCCCGGGGCGCCAGAUGCUUUGGAUUUCGGGACAACCAACAUCCUCCAGUCUCAGUCGGUGAUUCCGCUGGUGGAGAAGGAUGUGUCUUCGUCGGCGAGCCCAAGCACCACCAGCACGACAAGCGCGGCGACGAGCCCGUCCACGCUGGUGGCAGAUCCAGUAAACACGUCAGUCUCUAGCUCUCCCUCUCAACCUGGGGGACUGUCUGUGGGUGCGGUGGCAGGCAUCUCCGUAGCGAUUGGCCUCGUGGCCAUCGUUGCGGCGGGUUUCUCGAUCAGAUAUUGUCUGCUCCGGCGCCGGAGGGAUUCGAAGGACGGAAAGCCCCUGGCAGAGAAUGGGUCCUGGAUUGGAGGGUCGGAUCACAAACCGUUCAUGCAGCAAACUUGGAAGUCCGAGGCGGACGGAGAGAGCUGGGUCAGGGAGCUUCCAGCCGAGAGGCGGCUUGAAGAACUGUCCGGAGAGAGCCGGCUGGUGGAGGUUCCCGCAACAAAUGCCAGGAGAGCCGAGCUAGAAUGA